AUGGAUCCCAACACAACAGAAUCAUUCGAAUCGCUGUACGAUGCAUUAAGCUAUGUUGGUUUUGCUUCAGGUUUAUAUAUAAAUCAAACAUUAAUUUUACCACAAAGACAAUCAAUUUGGUCAUCAAUUUUAAAUCUAAUUCCACUUAUAUUAGGAAUUAUUGGUUUAAUUUUUAAUAUUCUUGCACUAUUAAUAUUUACUGCAUCAAAAACCUUUCGGCAGGGCUCAUUUCGUUGUUAUAUUUAUGCUUUUGUACUUGUUAAUUGUGCAAGCAUUUUAACACAUUCAUGGCUUUAUCUAGUAUUUUAUAUUGUUAAUCCAAUGUAUUUAUGUAAAUACAUACAAUAUUUACAACAAUCAUUAGCAACAACGUCACUUUGGAUUAUGGUUUUAUUAUCAUUUGAACGCUCACUUACAUUUAGACGACCAUUAGCAGUUAAGAGUAUGUUAAAAUCACGUACAAUAUGUUUAAUACUUAUAAUUGUAACAUGUUUAUGUUUUUCACUACAUCUUGAUGAAUUAAUUUCUGUUGAUAUAAAAGCAUAUCGUUGGGUAAAUUUUGCUUAUGGUCUUUGUUCAAUAAAACGUUAUUUAGGUUUAGCAACAGAUCGUAUUAAAAUUUUGACACAUUCACUUUCAUUUAUACUUCCUUUUUUAUUUAAUUCAAUUCUUGAUAUCUAUAUAUGUUCGAAUAUUUGUCAACGACGUAAACGUUUAUUUAAAAGAUCAUCAUUAAUUAUGCUAAGUCAUAAAUCUUUUCGAUUAAAAAUUACUUUAACCAAUGAAAUAACAUUAACAUUAUUAUGUCAAUCAAUGUGGUUAUUAAUAACAUAUUUUCCACGACAUCUUUAUUACUUUUUGAUAUCAUUUAAAUUAAUAGAUGAUCAUGAUCGUGAUAAUUCAACAUUAGUUUUUUUAAUACGACAAAAUUUACUUAUGUAUUUAGCUUUUUCACCUACACUUUAUGUUAUAUUAAGUCCAACAUUGAGAAAAGAAAUAUAUUCACAUUUAGGUCAAUCAUAUGAACGACAUAGAAGAACAAGUUCAGCUUAUGUAUUAAGUGCAAAUAAACGAUUAGAAAAAUUUAUCAAUGAUCAUCAACCUUUACCACGUCAACAAAAAUAUAUAGCUUCAUUAAUUGCAAAAAGUGAAGAAUUACCACAAAAAUUUCUUCCAACUCCGAUGAAAAUACCAAGAAAAUGUGUAAUUAAAUAUAAAUCAAAAAGUUCAUCAUGUUUAUUUAUGCAUAGUAAUGAAUAUGCAUUGAAUCAUUUUAAAACACCGGAACGAUCGUCAACAUUACAUCAGUGA
This is a messenger RNA of Rotaria sp. Silwood2, 1311 nucleotides long. The record is from the annotation of a GenBank genome assembly. Lineage: Eukaryota; Metazoa; Rotifera; Eurotatoria; Philodinida; Philodinidae.